AUGGCCACCGCUUCGUUCUCUCGUUUGAUCCGAUUUGUACCAUGCUCAAAUCCCGCGAGUGUCAUGAUUGGGGAGCCGGAUCCUGGCGUCGACAUUGGCCAUGAACUACGGGAGGGGCGAGAUGUUUAUGUCUCUCCUUGGUCCGGAUCAUCAGUGCUUGAGCCAGGUGCCAGGAGCAGCCGUCGUGAGCUUGUACAAAGAGUCUUGUCGCCUCUUGCGAGCAACGAGGUGGGAACCAUUCGCUGUAUUGGGCUUAAUUAUGUUCAACAUGCCAGAGAAAUCGACGCAGAAAUCCCUACGGUGCCCACUGUCUUCUUAAAGCCAAGUACCUCGCUUGCCGAUCCUUGGCCAGCACCAACAAUUCUGCCAGCUAUAACUCAGAGAGAUGACUCGGGGGACUAUGAGGCCGAGCUUGCCAUUAUAAUCGGCAAAGAAUGCAAGAAUGUGCCCGAGAACGAGGCCCUGGAGUACGUCCUGGGAUAUACGGCAUGCAACGACAUAUCAAGCAGAGCGAGCCAGUUUGCGCAGUCGCAAUGGUGUUACUCUAAAGGGUUCGAUGGAUCUUGCCCGUUAGCCUUGAUUCCCGACCCGUCCAAGUUGAGGAUUCGGGGUUUGAAGAACAAGCUGGUUAUGCAGGACUGUACAACCGACGACCUCAUUUUCAGUGUCCCGACCCUUGUCAGCUUCUUGUCCCAGGGCACAACUCUACCCGCAGGAACAGUCAUCAUCACCGGGACACCGGCAGGUAUUGGCGCAGCACGUACUCCAAAGGUGUCAAUCCGCGAAGGGGAUGAGUUCGCGGUGGAGAUUCUUCCCCAUAUUGGAACCUUGUAUAAUGUUUUCGAAAAUGAAAAGUAG
Messenger RNA from Cordyceps militaris CM01, 858 nucleotides. RefSeq names its product fumarylacetoacetate hydrolase family protein. Bases 1 to 858 code for a protein of 285 amino acids. The record is from RefSeq and is a predicted model, not a curated record. The transcript has 6 exons. Lineage: Eukaryota; Fungi; Ascomycota; Sordariomycetes; Hypocreales; Cordycipitaceae. Gene Ontology annotation, molecular function: acetylpyruvate hydrolase activity.